Paramisgurnus dabryanus is the source of this 3764-nucleotide messenger RNA. It is a transcript of the gene adam12a, whose product is annotated as ADAM metallopeptidase domain 12a. Gene Ontology annotation, biological process: proteolysis. NCBI's taxonomy places the organism in Eukaryota, Metazoa, Chordata, Actinopteri, Cypriniformes, Cobitidae. The record is from RefSeq and is a predicted model, not a curated record. Gene Ontology annotation, molecular function: metalloendopeptidase activity.
CAUCGCAGGGCGCUUGGAGAGCUGAUGUCUGGCUCUGGUUCAUGGAGUCUCCUAGUGUCUCUCAGAUUUCAGGAAGUCUUUAAAGGCAUCAGCUGCUGUCUGCCCCUACUGCUCUAUAUUAUGGUCGUGCAGUCGUGAUACGUGUGGAUCGUUCGUGUGGCUCUCAGUCGGGCAGCAUGUCCACCCGGCAAAGCCCGAACUUUGGUCGUCUGUGCGCGGUCUGUGCGCACUUUCUGUGCUUGUUGACUGUCUGCUGCGCUGGAAGUCUGUUUCUGCGAGCUGGUGGCACGCUGGAACAUUAUGACAUCAUUGAACCGCGCCUUUAUAUUGGAGGACAGCAGAAACCAAUUAACCUCCUUAAGUCACUGGGUCAUCCUGGAUCACUGAAGGUUCUUAUUGAAGUGGAUGGUGAGGAUCUGCUGCUGGUUUUGCAGAAGAAUGAAGGUCUGUUUGCUGGUCACUACACAGAAACACACUACCUGGAGGACGGACGUGUCACAACCUCACCAAAUGUCACUAUUCACUGCUAUUAUCACGGUGAAGUGGAUGGACACCCGGGCUCAGACGUCACCCUCAGCACCUGUACUGGACUCAGGGGAUUGAUAUUAGUUGAAGAUAAAGUAUAUGUGCUGGAGCCAAUGCAGGAUGGGAACAGCAGCACGCAUCGUAUCUAUAGAGGAGAACACUUCAAGUUCAACCGGGGGACGUGUGGACAUGGGGACAAUAUUUCAUAUCCCAUAGACUUCUUCAAUACUACAAGAACAGACUUUAAUUCUUACAGCAGUAGGAUUAAAAGAGAGGCUCAGAGCAGCACCAAACAUGUGGAGUUGAUCAUCGUGGCCGACAACCGCGAGUAUCAGAAGCAGGGGAAGGACAUGGAGAAGGUGAAACAGAGACUCGCUGAAAUCGCUAACUAUGUGGACAAGUUUUAUAGAUCUUUGAACAUCCGUGUAGCUCUGGUAGGGUUGGAGGUUUGGAGCGAUGGAGACAAAUGCUCAAUCAGCCAGGAUCCGUUCACAUCACUUCAUGAGUUUCUGGACUGGAGAAAGCUCAAGUUACUUCCACAGAAAGCUCAUGAUAACGCUCAGCUUAUCAGCGGCGUUUAUUUUCAAGGCACCACUAUCGGUAUGGCUCCCAUUAUGAGCAUGUGUACUGCAGAACAGUCAGGAGGUAUCGUCAUGGAUCACUCAGAUAACCCCCUCGGUGCUGCAGUUACUUUGGCCCAUGAGCUUGGACAUAACUUUGGAAUGAACCAUGACACACCAGAGCGGGGGUGUGGCUGUAGAGCGAGUUUGGACAAAGGAGGCUGUAUCAUGACACCAUCUACUGGGUACCCGUUCCCUACGGUGUUCAGUACGUGCAGUAAGAAGGAUCUGGCGGCGAGUUUGGAGAAAGGCGUAGGCAUGUGUUUGUUUAACAUGCCGGAGGUGAAGGUGCUCUAUGGAGGACAGAAGUGUGGAAACGGUUACGUUGAGGAGGGAGAGCAGUGCGACUGCGGGGAUCUCGAUGAGUGUAUGAACCCGUGCUGUAAUGCCAGUACAUGCACCCUGAAGGAAGAUGCUGUGUGUGCACAUGGACAGUGUUGUGAAGACUGUCAGUUGAAGCCUGCAGGUACUUUGUGCCGUGAGUCCAGUAACUCAUGUGACCUACCAGAGUUUUGCACUGGCGCAAACCCACAAUGUCCAGCGAAUGUGUACCUGCACGACGGACACGCCUGUCAGAGCGUGGAUGGCCACUGUUACAAUGGCAUCUGUCAAACACAUGAGCAACAGUGUAUUACACUGUGGGGUCAGGGUGCUAAGCCAGCUCCAGGAAUCUGUUUCGAGCGAGUGAAUUCUGCUGGAGAUCCAUACGGGAACUGUGGGAAAGAUGCUAAAGGAUCAUUUGCCAAAUGUGAAGCACGUGAUGCUAAAUGCGGUAAGAUCCAGUGUCAGGGCGGAGCCAACCGACCAGUGAUUGGCACCAACGCCGUCUCCAUAGAGACCAACAUCCCGCUCAAGGAGGGUGGCCGUAUCCUCUGCCGCGGUACUCACGUGUACCUGGGAGACGACAUGCCUGAUCCGGGCCUUGUGCUGACCGGCACCAAAUGUGGAGAAAACAUGAUGUGUUUAAACAGACAGUGUCAGAACAUUAGUGUUCUCGGUGUUCACGAUUGCUCAAGCAAGUGUAAUGGACAAGGGGUUUGUAAUAACAAGAAGAAUUGUCAUUGCGAGGCGCUCUGGGCUCCACCGUUCUGUGAUAAAGCCGGGUUUGGAGGAAGUGUGGACAGCGGACCAAUGAGACCAACAGACAGCAGCAGUUUGACGGUGGGAAUCCUGGUGAUGUUUCUGUGUCUGCUGUGUGUGGGAAUAAUCGCAUGUAUUAAGAGAAAAACUCUGCUGAAUUUAUUCUUCAGCAACAACAAGAACACCAUUGAAAAACUGCGAUCUGUGGGCCCCAACAAACUGAACAGUCCAGUUCAUACACACACAACAAACAACCCAAACAUAAGGACUCAUACACACUCAGCAUACAGAUCAUCUCCAAAACAUCAGACAUCAAGUGUAACACAAAAUGCCAGCAUAUAUAAGCCGCAGUCUCCACUUCAGACGGUGGAUUCGGUGGUGCGCAGAGCGACCCCUUGCCCUCCGGUCCAACUCUCUCACCCGCUGCCGCUCUGCCUGACCUGGGCUCCGCCUCCACCGCCCCUCCCUCACAGUCUCUCAUCUCCACCCAGAGCACCGACUCGCACAUCUCCAGCUGGAGGACGGGGGGUCCGUGGCAUUACCUGUCAGAACGUGAAUAAGAUUGCCAUGGUGAGCACUGUAUGUCUGCAAACCCGAGAUGGGUUUGAAAAGCCCAGUCCACCGCAGAAACCCCUUCCCGCUGACCCGCUGGGUCGAAACAUCCGUGUAAUGCGAAGCCCGUCUGCCAUCCGACUCCCAGCUCCCAUCCCGACUUCAGUCACUUCCCGACCUCUCCCACCACAUCCACAACCGAACAGGCCUCCCCCAAAACAACCACCUGUCCUGCCCAAGCCUCAUUUCACAGCUGGAGUGAAGUUCAACAGCUGAGAGUCGGGCAGAUGAGGUCUCAUCCCUGGAGAUACUCGAUUUUUGCACUAUGAAGCUCUGCAGAUACAUGUCAGAGUCCUGAUGUAAGGGGUGAACUUUGACCCCUGCGGUGCUCUCUCCCUCUUUCUCCCCAGCAGACGAUUCUGGGCCGGAUCCUAAAUCCCAGAGUCGUCUGUUGUCUGGGUCUCUAACCGGUGCUAUGAGUUAACACUCAGGUACAUGUCACACGUAAUUUAUGUGUGUUGAAAGCGUAUUUAUUUAGCGUUUGUUUAAAGCAUAUUUCCACACGGUGCACUGUGGUCGACACUUUCUCAAUCGUAGUCGGUGGUUCGCCGUUUACCCGAUUGUUCUUUUGUUUAUCUUGCAUCAUUUUAAAUGAAUGAACUGUGCAUCAAGAGACUUCAUACAGAGAUGUGUUAUCUGUGAAAAUGAACUAUGUGACGUGGAUGCUAAACUGGAGGAAAAAUCAAAUGAAAUGGGAAUUAGGAGUGAAUUAGGAGUCAAACUUUGAAAGAUGUUUUCAAUUCAGUUUUUUGUAGACAUACUCCUGUUGUAUCACAUUGUAAGGGCUUUUUUAGUAUGUGACAUUAUUUAUAACCCAUAUUCAUUGUAUUAUUGUUUUAUGGUAAUAGUUAAAUCUGGAUUAAGGCCCAUUCACAUAACAAUAAUGUCAUAACUGUCCAAUGCAUUAAAGUCUAUACAGCAAAAAAU